Molecule: messenger RNA, 1768 nt
Organism: Syzygium oleosum
Lineage: Eukaryota; Viridiplantae; Streptophyta; Magnoliopsida; Myrtales; Myrtaceae
Product: UDP-glycosyltransferase 76E2-like
Exons: 2
Coding region: 193-1548 (451 amino acids)
Molecular function (GO): UDP-glycosyltransferase activity
Source: RefSeq, a predicted model, not a curated record
UUCGCAAAUUGACCGUUCGGAGGGACCUGUUCACUUGUCCUUCAAUGCUGGGUCUUUGCAUCCACCAUCCCAUUACUUCUUUUCUGUGUAAACUUUUAAAGAUAGUAAAACCAGCCUGAAUCAGCAAAAGCCCCCGUCUUCAAGAGCAUAACUUCGCAUAACAUCUGAAUAUCUUCGGUUGGAAAAAAGAAGAUGGAAAAUCGAGGGCGAAAUAGCAAGAGAUUGGUCCUGGUCCCAGGGCCAUUCCAGGGCCACCUCACUCCCAUGCUUCAGCUGGCGACCAUCCUCAAGUCCAGGGGCUUCUCCAUCACAAUUGCUCAUACACAGUUCAACAGUCCAGAUUCUUCGGCUCACCCCGAUUUCGCUUUCUUAUGCAUACCGGAUGGCUUGUCCGAACAAGAGGUUCGGAACCCUGAUCUGGCAGCCAUCGUGCUGAGGCUUAAUGAUAACUGUAAGUCCAGUUUUAGGGAGUGCCUAAGUCAGGGCACAAACCAUACAGAGCCGGGUGAGAAGAUCUGCUGCAUCAUCUACGAUGCACUCGUGUACUUCUCCGAAGCCGCUGCCCGCGAUUUGAAGAUUCCUAGCAUUGCUUUAUAUACGAGCAGUGCUGCUACUACCAUAGUUCGCCCGAUUCUUCACGAGUUAAAGGCACAAGGUCACAUCCCUGUCCCAGAUUCCAUGUUGCAGGUUCCGGUGCCCCUGCAUCAGCCCCUCAGGUUCGGUGACCUACCAACCUUCAAUUUUGGAAGUUUAGACUAUUUCUUCGAGGUGGUAGCCUUGGCAUAUAAUCUCAGACCGUCUUCGGCCGUUAUACUCAACACAGUUCACUGCCUCGAAGAGUCACCUCUGGCACAGCUCAACCGAAAGUACCAAGUUCCGAUUUUUCCAGUUGGCCCUCUACACAAAUUCGCUCCUACCUCAGCUGCCAGCUUACUGCAAGAGGAUACUGGUUGCAUUCCAUGGCUUGACAAGCAGACUCAUAAUUCAGUCAUUUAUGUGAGUUUGGGAAGCGUAGCACAUAUGAGCCAAGACCAACUGUCUGAAAUGGCUUGGGGUUUGGCAAAUAGCAAGGAGCCUUUCUUGUGGGUUAUUAGGCCUGGCUCAAUUCCAGGUUUGGAAUGGAUUGAGUCAAUGGAUGAAGAAUUCAAAGAAUGUGUUAAGGACAGGGGAUGCAUUGUGAAAUGGGCACCUCAGAAGAAAGUACUGGCUCAUGAGGCGGUGGGAGGAUUUUGGAGCCACUGUGGAUGGAACUCCACCUUGGAGAGUAUAUGUGAAGGUGUUCCAAUGAUAUGUCAACCAUGUUUUGGGGACCAAAAGGUGAAUGCAAGGUACUUGACUCAUGAAUGGAGGGUAGGAUUAGAACUGGAGGGUGAGAUAGAGAGAGGGACAGUAGAAAGAGCUAUUAGAACAUUGAUGAAGGAAAAGGAAGGUGAAGAGAUGAGGCAGAGUGUCUUGGAUUUGAAGAACAAGGUUGAUUUUAGUGUAGGUGAUGCCGGAUCUUCUUGCCAUUAUCUGAGCGAGCUAGUCAAGUUGCUGACAUCGCUCUAGCAGGACAGAGUCGUUUGCUACUAAAGCACUGCACAGAAUGAAGUAUGUGUACUGCAGAAAGUGCAGAUUCGGUCUUCUGGCGUUGAAGAACAGAACAGAACAGAUAUAUACUUAGAUGCAAUGAUGAAAUCUGUUGGCUUGUCAUAUGCAAGUUUGUGUUGAAGCAAUCUUUGUUUUCUUUCUAACCAGCGGAGCUGAUCUGAAUGGCUCGAAUUCACUA